AUGAGGAAGAUUGUGCUUCCAAUAGCCAGCAUAUUGCUAAAGUGCUUCAGAAUGAGUGAAGGGAUUAUGUGUGAAAAGCUUAAGAAUGAUCCUAAUUUGACUGCACAUCCGGGUGGAGUGGCAGCAACAGUCGCAGUGGCCGUGAGGUUCAAUGAAAAGGGCUAUGCUCAUUUAGGUAUUGCGAUCUUUGGAGUUGAAAUUAAUGGGCCAUCGAGCGACAGUGCAACUGAGAAGCUGAGGAAAAUGGUUUUGGGAUCAAGACCUCCAGGUUGCGUGAACAAAUGCAUGAAUUGCAGGCCAUGUGAGGCCACAGUAGUAAUUCCUCCCCACCGGAAAAAGGUCUUCGAAAAAUUAUCUAACAGAGGAGAUGACACUUACUAUCUUCUCGCAUGGAAAUGCAGGUGCGGAGAUAAGCUGUAUCAACCUUGA
This is a messenger RNA of Fraxinus pennsylvanica, 429 nucleotides long. Lineage: Eukaryota; Viridiplantae; Streptophyta; Magnoliopsida; Lamiales; Oleaceae. The record is from the annotation of a GenBank genome assembly.